CCACUCAGUCCGUCAGAGCGCGCCCGGGAGCGCGCAAUCACACACAGGUGCGCGCACCCGAGCCCCGGAGGAGAGGAGAUAUUCCAGCCAAACGGCUCCAAGUUGCGUCUUUUUGCUCCAACUUGUGCGUAUUUGACUCUUCGUGGCCCCCGAUGCGCGGAUUUUACCCCUCAUCGUCCCCGUCGCAGGUCCGAACUGAGGGAAACUCUGUUCUCGGGACCAAACUGGAGUCAGUGAAGUAAAAAAAACCCGCAAAGACGCGAGACGCACCGCGGGAAUCAUGGAUGAACGGAGUUAUUUUCGCCUUUUGUCCGCAGCUUUAUUCCACUUGGCUCUCUGGGGAUUUACAGGAGCGCAGUUCUUCCCAGGCGGCUGCACGUUUGAGGACUCGUACAGCAGCUGUGGGUACAGCGUGUCUCUGGGAACCAACGGGUUUACCUGGGAACAGGUGAACUCCUGGGAGAAGCCCACCAUGGACCCGGCCCUGCCCACCGGUUCCUUCAUGGUGGUGAACGCGUCGGGCCGAGCGUCGGGCCAGAAGGCUCACCUGUACAUGCCCACGCUGAAGGAGAACGACACACACUGCAUCGACUUCCUGUACUCGCUGUCCAGCCGGGACGGAGCUAGUCCCGGAACGCUCAACGUUUACAUCAAGGUGAACGGAGGAGCCCAGGGAAACCCGGUGUGGAACGCCUCGGACACCGUCACCGAGGGCUGGGUGAAGGCGGAGCUGGCCAUCUCUACGUUCUGGCCCAACUCCUACCAGGUCAUCUUUGAAGCCGUUUCCGUCCAGGGACAUCCGGGUUUCAUCGCCAUCGAUGACAUUCGAGUGCUGGCGCAUCCCUGCCGGAAGGCGCCGCACUUCCUGCGCCUGCAGAACGUGGAGGUGAACGUGGGCCAGAACGCCACGUUCCAGUGCACGGCGGGCGGGAAGUGGUCCCAGCACGACAAGCUGUGGCUGCAGCAGUGGAACGGGAAGGACACGGCGCUGAUGGUGACCCGGGUCGUCAACCACCGCCGCUUCUCGGCCACCGUCAGCGUGGGCGACACGUCGCAGCGCAGCACCAGCCGCUACCGCUGCGUCAUCCGCUCGGACGGAGGCUCGGGCGUCUCCAACUACGCAGACCUCAUCGUCAAAGCUCCGCCCACGCCCAUCGCCCCCCCCGAGCUGCUGGCCGUCGGCGCCACCUACCUGUGGAUCAAGCCCAACGCCAACAGCAUCAUCGGGGACGGGCCCAUCAUCCUGAAGGAGGUGGAGUACCGCACCACCACGGGGAACUGGGCCGAGACCCACGUGGUGGACUCCCCCACCUACAAGCUCUGGCACCUGGACCCCGACGUGGAGUACGAGAUCAAGGUGCUGCUGUCCAGGCCCGGGGAGGGGGGCACGGGGCCCCCGGGGCCGCCGCUCGUCACCAGGACCAAGUGUGCAGAUCCGGUCCACGGCCCCCAGAGCGUCAACGUGGUGGACGUCCGGGCCCGCCAGCUCACCAUCCAGUGGGAGACGUUCGGCUACGCCGUGACGCGCUGCCACAGCUACAACCUGACGGUGCAGUACCAGUACGUGUUCAACCAGCAGGAGUUUGCGGCCGAGGAGCUGAUCCAGACGUCGUCUCACUACACGCUGCGGGGCCUGAGGCCGUCGGUGACGGUCCGGCUGCGGCUGGUUCUGGCCAACGCCGAGGGCAGCAAGGAGAGCGAGGAGAUCGUCAAGCAGACGGAGGAGGACGUUCCCGGCUCGGUUCCCGUGGAGUCGCUCCAGAACACGCCGUACGAGGAGAAGAUCUUCAUGCAGUGGAAAGCUCCCAACGAGACCAACGGGGUCAUCACGCUGUACGAGAUCACCUACAAAGCCCUGAGCUCGCUGGACACCAGCGCUGACGUCACCACCCAGAGAGGACGGGUGUUCAAGCUGAGGAACGAGACCCACCACCUGUUCGUGGGCCUCUACCCAGGAACCACCUACUUCUUCACCCUCAAAGCCUCCACCAGCAAGGGCUUCGGCCCGCCCGUCACCACGCGGAUCACCACCAAGAUAGCUGCCCCCAUGAUGCCGGAGUACGAGUCUGAGACCCCGCUGAACGAGACGGAGACGACCAUCACCAUCCUGCUGAAGCCGGCCCAGUCCCGCGGAGCUCCAAUCAGCUCCUACCAGCUAGUGGUGAAGGAGGAGCGGAAGUCCAAGAGCCGCCGCGCAGCGUCCGAGGCCCCCGAGUGCUUCUCGGCGCCCGUCAGCUUCCGCAACGCCUCCAUCCUGGACUCGCCGUACUACAUCGCGGCGGAGCUGCCGCCGUCCAGCCUCACGGUGGUGCAGCCCUUCACGGUGGGCGACAACAAGAGCUACGGCGGCUUCUGGAACCUGCCGCUGUCGCCCGCCAAGAGCUACAGCAUCUACUACCAGGCCAUGAGCCGGGCCAACGGGGAAACCAAAAUCAACUGCGUCCGCCUCGCUCGCAAAGUGGUAAUAGGUAGGGGACAAAUAACAACGCCGUACAUUCUAGUCAUCCCCAGCGAAGGUGCCUCCACCCAGGACUCGGACGCCAUGGAGCCGGAGAAGCAGGUGGACAGCACGGUGAAGAUGGCGGGCGUGAUCGCCGGGAUCCUCAUGUUCAUCAUCAUCCUGCUGGGCGUCGUCCUCACCUUCAAGCGCAGAGAGAUUCACACGUGGAGAACUCUGAGCGUGGGGUAUUAUAGCAGCCAGCCGUCGCUCGCCCAGCCCUCCCUCAGCCUGCAGAGUUUUCCGUACGGAGGCUGCGAGUCGGUGGAGCUUUCCUACCAGAGCGGUCAGUUCCAGGCCGGACAGUUUCAGCCAGCGAUCCGAGUUGCAGACCUCCUCCAACACAUCACGCAGAUGAAAUGUGGACAGGGAUACGGCUUUAAGGAGGAAUACGAGGCCCUGGCGGAGGGACAGACGGCACCCUGGGAAACGGCCAAGAAGGAUGAGAACCGCAACAAGAAUCGCUAUGGCAACAUCAUCGCAUACGAUCACACCAGAGUCCGGCUGCAGCUGCUGGACGGAGACCCGCACUCGGAUUAUAUCAACGCCAACUACAUAGACGGAUACCACCGGCCCCGACACUACAUCGCUACGCAAGGGCCGAUGCAGGAGACGGUGAGGGAUUUCUGGAGGAUGGUCUGGCAGGAGAACAGCGCCUCUAUCGUCAUGGUAACCAACCUGGUGGAAGUGGGAAGGGUGAAGUGCGUCCGGUACUGGCCCGACGAGACGGAGGUUUACGGAGACGUCAAGGUGACGCUGAUAGAGACGGAGCCGCUGGCCGAGUACGUGAUCCGGACCUUCACCGUGCAGAAGAAGGGCCACCACGAGAUCCGUGAGCUGCGGCAGUUCCACUUCACGAGCUGGCCCGACCACGGCGUGCCCUGCUACGCCACCGGGCUGCUGGGAUUCAUCCGGCAGGUCAAGUUCCUCAACCCGCCCGACGCCGGGCCCAUCGUUGCCCACUGCAGCGCCGGCGCCGGCCGGACGGGCUGCUUCAUCGCCGUGGACAUCAUGCUGGACAUGGCGGAGAACGAGGGCGUGGUCGACAUCUUCAACUGCAUCCGGGAGCUCCGGUCCCAGCGGGUCAACAUGGUGCAGACGGAGGAGCAGUACGUGUUCGUCCACGACGCCAUCCUGGAGGCGUGUCUGUGCGGGAACACGGCCAUCCCCGUGUGUGAGUUCAGGGCCAUCUACUACAACAUCAGCCGGCUGGACCCGCAGACCAACUCCAGCCAGAUCAAGGACGAGUUCCAGACCCUGAACAUCGUGACCCCCCGGGUCCGGCCCGAGGACUGCAGCGUGGGGCUGCUGCCCCGGAACCACGACAAGAACCGCAGCAUGGACGUGCUGCCGGCCGACCGCUGCCUGCCCUUCCUCAUCUCCGUGGACGGGGAGAGCUCCAACUACAUCAACGCCGCGCUCAUGGACAGCCACAAGCAGCCGGCCGCCUUCAUCGUUACCCAGCAUCCCUUGCCAAACACCAUGGGGGAUUUCUGGAGGCUGGCGUUCGACUACAACUGCUCCUCCAUCGUCAUGCUCAACGAGAUGGACGCAGCGCAGUUGUGUAUGCAGUACUGGCCCGAGAAGAACUCGUGCUGCUACGGACCGAUCCAGGUGGAGUUCAUCUCCGCCGACAUCGACGAAGACAUCAUCAACCGCAUCUUCAGGAUCUGCAACAUGGCCCGGCCACAGGACGGCUACCGCCUGGUGCAGCACUUCCAGUUCAUCGGCUGGCCGGCCUACCGGGACACGCCGCUGUCCAAACGCUCCAUCCUGCAGCUGGUCCGACGGCUGGCCAAGUGGCAGGAGCAGUACGACGGGGGGGACGGGAGGACCGUGGUGCACUGCCUCACCGGUGGAGGACGCUCCGGAACGUUCUGCGGCAUCUGCAGCAUCAACGAGAUGAUCCAGCAGCAGAACAUCGUGGACGUUUUCCACACGGUGAAAACGCUGAGGAACAACAAGACCAACAUGGUGGAGACCAUGGAACAGUACAAGUUCUGCUACGAGGUGGCUCUGGAGGCCCUCAACUCCUUCUGACGGGCCCCGGAGUCCCGAAGCCCCGAAGCCUCGCCGCCCGCCGUUCCCACGGCAACGCUGGGACACAACGCUGCUCAGUCUGACCUGAAUCCUCCUGUGAGCAUGUGAGAGAGAGUGUGUGUCCAACACACACCUGUACAGACCAAGACACACACACGGCAUGUGUGUGUCGGGAACGAACCACGAGGACUUUCACGCUUUGUACAAAGAAAAAAAUUUAAAAUAUGUUUGAAAAGUAAGCGAGAUGUUUAAAGGAAGGAAGUGCCACUUUUCCUCCGUUCUCUCCGUCCUCCGAUGGGCUGUGAUGUAACUGUACAGUAUCUCCUUUUUAGAUAUAUUCUAAGCCUUGAAUGUCGUCUCCCUCUAAAAAGGCUGGAAGCACACUGGAAGAUUUCUAUUUAUUAUCCUUUUCUUUCUUUCUUUCUUUCUUUUUUUACCUCAAGGUCGCUGCAAUCGAAUCAAUAAAUGUUCUAUGAACUGUUAGCAGCGGGUGCAAGUGUGAAAUCUGACGUCCUUUUCUCCAAAACUUCAGCCGGACAAGAUCGUUGAUGUUUUGAGACGUUUUUACAAGAAAAAAGCAUCAAAGUACAAAAAGUCGGAUCAAAAGCAGAAGGAGAACAGAGAUGUUACCCGUUACGUUGAAGGCCAAAACGUUGUUGCUUCUCGUGUUUUCACCGGAUCAAAAUGUUCUUUGUGAGGCGUUGUGAUCUUGCAGUGUGCGUCCACCCCGUCUGUAAAUAAGAGAAAACAACCACAGUCAAACAAACAAACAACAACGGUUCUGAGGAGCGUUGGACUCAUUUUUCUGGGAUUUUAGUUUGAAAACUGGUACAUUUUUUACCAGCCGUCCUUUUGAAAGGUGGAGGUUUGUUUUCUCUGGCCUUUUCCUUCACUGUGAACGUCAGGCCGUCCGCCGCCGUCGCCUUUGUGUCAAUCCUUAAAGAUAAAAGACAGAAUCCAACGAUCCUUUCAGAAUAAAAUACCCAACAUGUCACUUUUUCAACUAUCCUUUCAGAAUAAAAUACCAAACAUGAUGUCACUUUUUUUUUUUUGCAGAAAAGUGCUGUUUUAAUUUAUAUUGUCCUCACAUCUGCAGUAUGAUGACGAGUAUUAGGGCCAAAAUUGGAAAUUACGAGACUAAAGUCAUAAUAAUAUGAGUAUAAAGUUGUCAUAUUACCAGAAUAAAGUCAUAAUGUUGCAAGAAUAAAGUCGUAAUACGAUGAGAAUAAAGUCGUAAUACGAUGAGAAUAAAGUCAUAAUAUUAUGAGAAUAAAGUCGUAAUAUUAUGAGAAUAAAGUCAUAAUAUUAUGAGAAUAAAGUCGUAAUAUUAUGAGAAUUAAAUCGUAAUAUUAUGAGAAUAAAGUCGUAAUAUUACAAGAAUAAAGUUGUAAUAUUACGAGAAUAAAGUGGUAAUUUAUGAGAACUCUAAUAGGAAGAGCACAUGCGUCUUUUGUGGAAGAGGAGCUGUCUGGUAUAGUAUAGUAUAGUAUAGUAUAGUAUAGUAUAGUAUAGUAUAGUUCCAUCUACUUCCAUUCAAAGAGGUUUUGUUGCUUCUCAGGAAACAAGGAGGAUGAUCAUAAAGAUUUUCCUCUUCCACAAAAGACGCAAUUUCUUCCAAGUCUUUGUGGUUCUUUCUGUCGAAAUAGACGCAGUCGUUUGCACAAUCGUUUUAAAGUCUUUAUACUGAUAAUAAUUCCAUGAUGAUGUGCCAAAAGAUUAAGUAUUUCCUUAUUUGUGAAACUGAUACCAAAAUACAAGAUGCUCAAUAUUCCUCAUUUUAACACAGGGAGAAGAAGCUCUUCCUGUUAGAGUUCUCAUAAAUUACCACUUUAUUCUCGUAAUGUUAUGACUUUAUUCUCUCAACAUUAUGACUUUAUUCUCAUAAUAUUACUGCUUUAUUCUCGUAAUAUUACAACUUUAUUC
This is a messenger RNA of Cololabis saira (Pacific saury), 6460 nucleotides long. RefSeq names its product protein tyrosine phosphatase receptor type T (gene ptprt). Gene Ontology annotation, molecular function: protein tyrosine phosphatase activity; protein binding. Gene Ontology annotation, biological process: protein dephosphorylation. The transcript has 34 exons. Bases 281 to 4537 code for a protein of 1418 amino acids. Lineage: Eukaryota; Metazoa; Chordata; Actinopteri; Beloniformes; Belonidae. The record is from RefSeq and is a predicted model, not a curated record. Gene Ontology annotation, cellular component: membrane.